AUGGCUGCCGCCGCCAGAUCGUCCGCCAUUCUGCGGCGCUCCCUCUUAUACGUCCCCGCGUCGUCCCAGAAAAUGCUCACCAAGUCCCUCGGCCUCACGUCCGACAACAUCACCUACGACCUCGAAGACUCCGUCACGCCCGCCGCCAAGCCCUCUGCCCGGACACACCUCCAAUCGCACCUCUCGUCCCUCUCGUCCCGGCCCUCCACCAUUUCCGAGCUCGCCGUGCGCAUCAACGCCGUCUCCACGCCCUUUGCCCUCGACGACCUAACCACGCUCGCCCCGUCACCGCGCGUCGACGCCAUCGUCAUCCCCAAAGUCGAGUCCGCCGCCGACCUGUCCUUUGUCACCGACGUCCUGCGACACGUCUCUCCCCAGCGCCACCCCUCUUCCCCCACCUCGGAACCCAUCAAGAUCAUCGCCCUCAUCGAGUCGGCCAGGGCCGUCAUGGACCUGCCCGCCAUCUGCCAGGCUUCGCCGUACCUCAGCGGCCUCAUCUUCGCCGCCGAGGACUUUGCGCUGGACCUGGGCAUCACCCGCACGCCGUCCCUCUCCGAGUUCCUCUACGCGCGCUCCGCCAUCGUCACCGCCGCCAGGGCCUAUGGUCUGCCCAGCGCCAUCGACCUCGUGUGCACGUCGUUUCGCGGCGAGCAGGGGCUCAGGACCCUCGAGGAGGAGUGCGGCGGCGGCAAGGCCAUGGGCUUCAACGGCAAGCAGUGCAUCCACCCGUCGCAGGUCGAAGUUGUGCAGCGGCUUUUUGCUCCGACGCCGGAAGAGGUGGAAUGGGCCGUGCGGCUCGUCAUUGCGGACGACAAAGCAGCGGCGGCUGGUCGAGGGGCGUGGACUAUGGACGGCAAAAUGAUUGAUGCCCCAGUAUCUGGCAAGGCACGCUCCAUUGUUGCCAAGGCGGAACAGUGCGGAAUGGAUGUGAACAGUCUACGGACAAAGUGGAAAAAUCAAGAACCAGAAUAA
This is a messenger RNA of Akanthomyces muscarius, 972 nucleotides long. RefSeq lists its product as uncharacterized. The coding region runs from base 1 to 972 and encodes 323 amino acids. Lineage: Eukaryota; Fungi; Ascomycota; Sordariomycetes; Hypocreales; Cordycipitaceae. The record is from RefSeq and is a predicted model, not a curated record. The transcript is spliced from 2 exons. Gene Ontology annotation, molecular function: catalytic activity; magnesium ion binding. Gene Ontology annotation, biological process: oxaloacetate metabolic process.